Molecule: messenger RNA, 435 nt
Organism: Sitophilus oryzae (rice weevil)
Lineage: Eukaryota; Metazoa; Arthropoda; Insecta; Coleoptera; Curculionidae
Product: flexible cuticle protein 12-like
Exons: 3
Coding region: 44-364 (106 amino acids)
Cellular component (GO): chitin-based extracellular matrix
Molecular function (GO): structural constituent of chitin-based larval cuticle
Source: RefSeq, a predicted model, not a curated record
AUCAGUUCGAUUGACAUCUGUAAACAAUCAUCUCGAUUUCAUCAUGAAAGUAGUAGCUAUUUUGUUUGCCCUGGUAGCCGUAGCUGUUACAGCUCCCCUUGACUCUGAUAAAGAUGCUAUUGUUCUGAGACAUAAUGCCGACAACAUUGGUGUUGAUGGAUACAGUUAUGACUUUGAAACAAGCAAUGGCAUAGCCGCACAAGAACAAGGACAAAUUGUCAAUGCCGGAUCUGAAAACGAAGCUAACCAAGUCCGUGGACAAUUUUCCUACACCGGACCUGAUGGUGUCGUAUACAGCGUUAGCUACAUAGCUGACGAGAACGGUUACCAACCUGUCGGUGCUCAUUUGCCUGUUGCUCCCUAAAAUGUUGUUUCGUGAUUUCUAUAUUGUUUUUUUUCUGUACAUAGCCUGAAAUAUAAAUUGUAAAAUAUGAA